Tripterygium wilfordii is the source of this 1519-nucleotide messenger RNA. RefSeq names its product GDSL esterase/lipase At4g10955-like. The record is from RefSeq and is a predicted model, not a curated record. The coding region runs from base 168 to 1313 and encodes 381 amino acids. The transcript is spliced from 2 exons. NCBI's taxonomy places the organism in Eukaryota, Viridiplantae, Streptophyta, Magnoliopsida, Celastrales, Celastraceae.
UUCUGUACCAAUUAACGCCGAAUCCGAUACUGUGUAAAGCUUCCACAAUCAUGUCACCAAAAGAGUGAUAAAAAGUUAAGAAAACCACUCGAUAAGGUCUUUCGCUUUCUCUCUCUUCCAUGCAAAGAGGAAGCUAAUCUUAAGAAGAGACGAAGAUUUGCUCGCAAAUGGCAAAGCGAGGGGCAGAGGAGAUAACGAAGGAAGAGGUAAUGGUGGAGAGGGAGGAGGCUCAUCCAUAUGCAUUUCACGUCUCUGGCCCUCGAAAUGUUGCCUCUCCUACCUGGAAAGACCUCAUUUAUUCCAGUUGGAAAGAUGCAAACUACAAGAGAACCGCUAUGUCCUGCUUCAUACAAGCAGUUUACUUACUUGAACUUGACAGACAGGAAAACAGAACAGCAGAAAAUGCCCUGGCUCCAGCAUGGUGGAUGAUCUUCAAAUACAAGCUGGUUCAAACAUUAAUUGAUGAAAGAGAUGGAUCCAUAUUUGGUGCAGUACUAGAAUGGGAUAGACCUGCAGCAUUGGCUGAUUUGGUUCUUAUCAGACCCAGUGGAGCUCCGAAGGCUGUUUUGGCACUUCGAGGGACUUUACUCAAAAGCCCGACUGUCCGAAGAGAUAUUGAAGAUGACCUCCGCUUUCUAGCCUGGGAAAGCCUGAAGGGUUCUGUUAGGUUCAAAGGAGCAUUUGAGGCUUUAAAAUCCAUGGCUGAAAGGUAUGGGAGCCGCAAUGUGUGUGUUGCCGGUCAUUCAUUGGGUGCUGGCUUUGCUCUCCAAGUGGGAAAAGCAUUAGCCAAGGAAGGGCUAUAUGUAGAUGCACAUUUAUUUAACCCUCCUUCUGUUUCACUGGUUAUGAGCUUGAAGAACAUUGGGGAAAAAGCUGGCUUUGCUUGGAAGAAAAUUAAAUCGAUGCUUCCUUCGAGUAGUGAAACUCAGGUCAUAAGUGAUGAUGAGGUGGAGAAGAAUUCUGCUCUCGGGUUAAAGAACUGGUUAUCGAAUCUUUAUGGCGAGAAGUCUCCUGUGCAAUUAAAUAAGUGGGUACCUCAUUUGUAUGUGAACAAUAGCGACUAUAUCUGUUGCUCUUAUAUGGAUACCGAUCAAACAGAAGACAAAAAUGCAGAGAAGGAGAAUAUGGGUCCUGCAAAUGGUGAAGUAGCAGCAAAGCUUUUUGUGAAGUCGAAGGGAAAACAGAAGUUUCUCGAGGCUCAUGGGUUAGAGCAGUGGUGGUCUGACGACUUGGAACUUCAACUAGCUCUCCAUAGCAGUAAGGUGAUGAGCAGGCAGUUGAAGUCCCUGUAUAGCCUCCCAGCUUCUCAAUAAGCACUGGUAAAGCCACAAUGACCAAAGGUUGUUGCUUUCUUUGCUUACCCAAUAAUUUACAAUUGAGAUUUCUCACUACUUUUUUUUUCUUUCUUUCUUUCUGUUGUUUAUAAUAUCUGAAUUUUCUUGUACUCCCUGGUUCUCUAUGUUCUAAUCAGACAUAUUUACUGUUUUGCUUCAAUAUAUAAAGUCAUUCUUUCUGCUUA